CAGUAUGUGAUCACUGGUCUGCUGCAUUACUCUACAAUGUAGUCCUCCACUCCCUGUCUGAUUCGUAGGCAGUAAUCUCUGCUCGCUCUCGCUGCCUCUCAGCUUUCUGCCCUGCUACAGCGCCGCUCUCUCUCCUCUCGGCUCUACUUUCUCUCCAGUGAGGAUGACAUCCCUGAAUUUGACGAACCAGCGAAGCUCUCACUCUUGCCGGUGGCUUCCGAGGGAGACCCCGAAUGAAUGGGCUUACUGGACGAGGAGGUGCCGCGUCUAAGGAGCUUCAGAGAAAACCCGUCAGCUGAUGUUUGUGAGCGGUCUCUGAAUCAGUGACCACAUCCAUCACCACUCCAGUUAAAGACCAUCUCCUUUUGGAAAAAAAACAAACAUCAUUACUUUAAAAAAUAAAACACACGAAACAGCAAGAAUUGCCGGACACAUGUCACAGGUAUUACUCUUCACAUGGUUGAGCAAGAGAUCUCACUUGUCCAGAGGAAGAUGUCUGACCUUGAGUCGGUGCUCCAACAGAAGGACAUAGAGUUGAAGGCCUCGGAGACACAGAGGACAAUCCUGGAACAGGACCUGGCAACGUACAUCACAGAAUGCAGUAGUCUCAAGCGCAGUCUAGAGCAGGCUCGUAUGGAAGUGUCACAGGAGGAUGAUAAAGCGUUGCAGCUCCUCCAUGACAUCAGAGAGCAAAGCAACAAACUUCAAGAGAUCAAAGAGCAGGAAUAUCAUGCGCAGCUGGAGGAGAUGCGGGUCUCCAUCAGACAGCUGGAGGAAGACUUGUCUGCUGCUCGUCGCCGUAGCGACCUGUAUGAGGCUGAACUGAAAGAGUCCCGACAGGCCAGCGAGGAGCUGAAGAGGAAGGCUACGGACUACCAGCACAGGAUGCAGAAGGUCCACUCUGCCAAAGAGCAAGGCAAAGCAGAAGUAGAAGAGAUGAUCAACAAGUUGGAAAAGACUAAUGCAGAGCAGCAGACAAAGAUCCAGGAACUCCAGGAAAAGCUUACCAAGGCAUUAAAGGCCAGUGCUGAAGCUACUGACCUCCUCCAGAGCAUGAGAGUGGCCAAAGAGCGCAUGGAACGGGAUCUAGAGAGGCUACAGAACAAAGAAGACUCCAGCGACAGCUUACGCAGGCGUCUCCGUGAAACUGAAGAUGGUAGGAAGACUCUUGAGAACCAGGUGAAAAGGCUGGAGAUUGUCGAGCGCCGGGAGACUAAACUGAAGGAUGAGAUUCAGAGCAAGGCCCAGCAGAUUCAGCAGAUGGCAGAUAAGAUUCUGGAGUUGGAAGAGAAUCUGCGAGAGACCCAGUCCACAGCCCAGCGGUUGGACACUCAUCUGAAACAGAAGGAGAAGCUGUAUGAAGACAAGAUAAAGGUGCUGGAGGCCCAGAUGAAGGCGGACAUGGCUGAUAAGGAGAUGCUGGAGUCCAGUCAGAGCAAAUAUGAGGAGGAGGUGCGGGAAAAAUGCAGCAUCAUCAGUGAACAGAAGGCGACCAUAAACGCUAUGGACUCAAAGAUGAACAGCCUGGAGCAGAGGAUUGCUGAGCUGUCUGAGGCCAACAAACUGGCAGCCAACAGCAGCAUCUACACCCAGAAAAACAUGAAAGCCCAGGAGGAAAUGAUCUCAGAGCUUCGCCAGCAGAAGUUCUACUUGGAGUCUCAGGCCGGCAAGUUGGAGGCCCAGAAUGCCAAACUGGAGGAGCACCUUGAGAAAAUGAGUCAGCAAGAGCAAAGCAAUAAGAGCCGUGUACUGGAGCUGGAAACCAGGCUCAGAGAGAUUGGGUUGGAGAAUGAAGAACAAAAGCUGGAAAUUAAACGGCAGGUGUCAGAGCUGACACUGUCACUGCAAGAACGUGAAUCUCAGAUCAGCAACCUGCAGGCGGCUCGCCAUGCUCUGGAGAGCCAGCUACAGCAGGCCAAGACUGAGCUGGAGGAAACCACUGCAGAGGCCGAGGAAGAGAUCACUGUGCUCAGGGCACAUAGGGAUGAGAUACAACGCAAGUUUGAUGCCUUGAGAGACAGCUGUGCGGUGAUCACAGACCUGGAGGAGCAGCUGACCACACUGACUCAGGAGAACGCUGAGCUGAACCGCCAGAACUUCUACUUGUCCAAGCAGCUGGACGAGGCCUCUGAUGAGAGAGAAGAUCGUCUGCAGCUCAGUCAGGAUGUGGACAGGCUGCGUCGAGAGGUGGCCGACCGUGAAAUGCACCUAAACAACCAGAAACAGAACCUUGAGACACUGAAGACCACGUGCACCAUGUUGGAGGAGCAGGUUCUGGAGCUUGAGACGCUUAACGACGAGCUGCUGGAAAAGGAGAGACAGUGGGAUGCCUGGAGGACAACGCUGGAGGAGGAGAAGAGCCAGGCUGAGAGGAGGACCAGGGAGAUCCAGAGACUGCUGGACACCGAGAAACAGAGCAGGCUCCGUGCAGAGCAGCGCAGCUCUGAGUCUCGCCAAGCAGUGGAACAGGCAGUGAAGGAGCACAAAGCUGAGAUCCUGGCCCUGCAGCAGGCCCUCAAAGACCAGAAACUCAAAGCUGAGAGCCUUGCAGACACUUUGAAUGAUCUGGAGAAGAAGCAUGCCAUGUUGGAGAUGAACGCUCGCAGUUUGCAGCAGAAGCUGGAGAGCGAGAGGGAUCUGAAGCAGAGACUUCUGGAGGAGCAAGAGAAACUGCAGCAGCAGAUGGAUGCUCAGAAGACCCACAUAUUCCGCCUGACACAGGGGCUGCAAGACGCUCUGGACCAAACCGACCUGCUGAAAACUGAGAGGACUGAUCUGGAGUACCAGUUAGAGAACAUCCAGCUCCACCUGCAGGCUGUAUACUCUCAUGAGAAGGUGAAAAUGGAGGGGACCAUCACCCAGCAGACCAAGCUCAUAGACUUCCUCCAGUCCCAGGCCCACGGUGGCUCCAAGAAGAAAAAGGGUCUGUUUGGACGUCGUCGGGAGGACCUGUUGGCUGCCAUGGCUGCUCAGGCCCAGGCUCAGGGUCAGAGUCAGAGUCAGGGCCAAGUUUCCCCUGUGCCCCCCAUCCAGCCGGUGCCUCUGCAGUACAGCGACAUGAAGGUAGCUCUGGACAAAGAGCGAGCUCGUUGCUCCGAGCUGGAAGAUGCUCUGCAGAAAAUGAGAGCAGAGCUGCGAAAUCUGAGAGAAGAAGCACUCCAGUAUAAGGAUCAUGGCAGUUCUGCAAACCCCCCCUCAGCACGGCAGCAGAUUAUCAUGUCUGCCAUGGUGAAGUCUCCGGACCACCAGCAGGGCCCGGCCAACCUGGCACCCUCCAGCUCUGGACGCAGGAAGGAGACUCCGACACCUGAGGAGAGAAGGAGGGUCACUUUUGAAAAGUAUAGCCGGCGCCUGAAGGACAGUCAGAGGGACAGAGAGAGGGAGAGAGAGAGAGUGGUACACCACAACACGCCUCACCGGUUCACAGUGGGACUCAACAUGAGAGCUGCCAAGUGCACUGUGUGCUUGGAUACUGUGCACUUUGGUCGUCAGGCGGCCACUUGUCUUGAGUGUCACGCUUUGUGUCACCCGAAAUGCUCCCCCUGCCUUCCAGCCACAUGUGGCAUGUCCAGCGACUGCUCCCUGCAUCUGUCUGAAGGGCUGUGUCGAGACAAAGGCAGCGCUGCAGGUCAACAGCUCAAAGAGGCCAGCGGACACAUGCACCUGGAGGGCUGGAUGAAACUGCCCAGGAAUGGGAAACGUGGCCAGGGCUGGGAGAGAAAAUACGUUGUUCUGGACGGGACUAAGGUGUCCGUCUAUGAGAUAGAGCCCAGAGAAGACUCAGUGAAACCACUGGAGGAGUUUGACUUGUGUCUGUCAGAUGGAGAGGUGGUGGUUCAUGGAGCAGUGGGAGCGUCUGAACUCCCAAACACCGGCAAGUCAGAUGUUCCCUACGUCCUGAAGCUGGAGUCUCGCUGCCACGCCCCCUGCUGGCCCGGUCAGGCUAUUUACUUCAUGGCUCCCAGUUUCCCAGACAAGCAGCGUUGGGUGGCUGUGAUGGAGUCGGUGGUGGCUGCGGGCAGAGCCUCGCGGGAGAAGGCAGAGGCCGACGCAGCUGCUGUGUCCAAAAGACAAAUGGUUCUGUCUCCUCUGGUCCAGAAGCUGCUGGGAAACUCUCUCCUGAAGCUGGAGGGAGAUGACAGGCUGGACAUUAACUGCACCCUUCCUCUCACAGAUCAGAUUGUGCUGGUGGGUUCUGAAGAGGGGCUGUAUGCACUGAAUGUCAUCAAGAACUCCCUCACUCACAUCCCUGGCCUAGGAUCAGUCUUCCAGAUCCACAUCAUCAAAGAGCAGGAGAAACUGCUGAUGAUUGUUGGGGAUGAGAGAGCGCUGUGCCUGGUGGAGAUUAAGAGGGUCAAGCAGUCUCUGGCUCAGUCCCACCUGCCCAGCCAGUCUGAAUUGGCCCCGUACAUCUUUGAGACAGUGAAAGGUUGCCAUCUGUUUGCUGCUGGGAGAAUAGACAACGGGCCUUGUAUAUGCGCGGCGAUGCCAAACAAAAUAACCAUCCUUCGCUACAAUGACAACCUCAACAAGUACUGCAUUCGUAAGGAGAUUGAAACUCUGGAGCCGUGCAGCUGCAUCCACCUGACCAGCUACAGCAUCAUCAUCGGCACCAACAAGUUCUACGAGAUUGAAAUGAAGCAGUUUGUGCUUGAGGAAUUCUUGGACAAGAACGACGUGUCUCUGGCCUCGGCGGUGUUCGCAGCCUCGUCUCACAGCUUCCCCAUCGCCAUCAUGCAGGUGGCCAGCAGCAUGCAGAAGGAGGAGUACCUUCUGUGUUUCCACGAGUUCGGCGUGUUUGUGGACAUGUACGGACGAAGAAGCCGCACCGACGAAAUCAAAUGGAGCCGCCUGCCCCUGUCCUUUGCCUACAGAGAGCCCUACCUGUUUGUCACCUACUUCAACUCCCUGGACGUCAUUGAAGUUCAGGGACACGCCACUGUCUGUCCUACAGUGCUGGCCCACCUGGACAUCCCAAACCCCCGCUACCUGGGCCCAGCCAUCUCCUCCGGGGCCAUUUACCUGGCCUCCUCCUACCAGAACAAACUGCGGGUCAUCUGCUGUAAGGGAAGUCUGAUCAGAGAGUCCGGAGAGCUGCAGAGAACCGGCUCCAGUCGAGGUAGUCCCAGUAAGCGAUGCCCGCCCACAUACUCAGAGCACAUCACCAAGCGUUUGACCUCGGGCCCCGGCAGCCACGACGGCCUGCACCGGGAGCCGAGCACCCCUCACCGCUACCGCGAGGGCCGCACCGAGUUCAGAAGAGACAAGUCCCCGGCCCGACCUCUGGACAGGGAGAAGUCUCCUGGGAGGGUGCUGGACAGUCGCAGGGAGAGGUCUCCGGGGAGGUUCGGGGACAGCACCCGACUCCAUGCUGGGUCUGUCCGAACGCAGCUCGCCCCGGUUAACAAGGUGUGGGAUCAGUCAUCAGUGUGAAUCCAGAUCAACGCUGCUCCUGCCUGACAAGAGGCUGAAGAGAAAACCACGAGGAACCCUCAAUACACUCUGAGUGCAAGCACACAAACUCUCUCACACACACACACACACACACACACACAUCCUCUUGCCUGUACAUAGUGCACUCUCUCAACAACACACAGAACCUGCAAAGGGAGACGUCUCCUGUGACAAUCCUCUUUUCUGACUCGUGCUUUCAUGGGAGUUAAUCCCGCAGUGGUUUUGUUGGCAGGGAACCUUCGCCGACCCAAGAAGAGCGACAAAAUCUACUUUAUAAUAUACAGCCAGAUUGUAAAUAUUGCCGUCUGAGUUUUUAUAGAUAAAGGGAAUAGUCGGCUGGUGAAGCCAUGUCUAUUUUUUUUAAAUAGUUAGUUUCUAAAGAUGUUGCAGGGAGAUUAACGAUGUCGCCCAGUUAAGAAAAACAAGCUAGAAUGGGAAACAUUGAAUUAAAUCCUGGAGAGAACGAGCUCUGAGGAGGCGACACUUUGCACAUGAGAUUGGAUUUGAACAUCUUUCUUUGGAUCACAUGUACGGUCGUCUACAUAGCCUUUGAUAUAGAAUUGCAUAUGAUUGCUUUAUUGACCGUCGUCGUCCGGCCACACUUAACGAUUAUUAAGCAAAGUUUUUUUUUGUUUUUUUGCUCCAAGUGUUCCUUGUGUUUUUUUUUUGUUUUUUUUUGCAAGAUAAAGAAACACUCAGCUCUGCCUCUGCUGCCGGACGUCGUGCGGUCAGGCUGGCUGAAACCGCCUCAGCUUGAUCUUAGUCCGCCGCCGCCGCCACCGCCGCCGCCGCUGCUGCUGCUGAUUAUGGUACAGAUGUCCUGUUUCUGUGCAGUGAUAUGAAGUCUAGUAACCGUCAGGGGUCGUCACUUCUUUCUGGUGUUGUUUCUUUAGAGGCAGUAAGACCACCUCCAUUUGUCACAUCGGUGAGCAUGACUAACUUAGAGCAGCACCUGACGCUUUUCGAUCUCCUUUCUCUUGGUUGUUCCUUUUCUGUCAUGUACUCACUUGAAUAAGUAGACAUUGAUGUUUGACGGUAACUUUCUUGGUUUUUAGAGAUAUGUAUAUCAGUACACGCAUUAAACAUGAUUGAAGUGUC
Messenger RNA from Mugil cephalus (flathead mullet), 6552 nucleotides. Its product is annotated as citron Rho-interacting kinase. Lineage: Eukaryota; Metazoa; Chordata; Actinopteri; Mugiliformes; Mugilidae. The transcript is spliced from 41 exons. Gene Ontology annotation, cellular component: cytoskeleton; cytoplasm. Gene Ontology annotation, biological process: peptidyl-threonine phosphorylation; actomyosin structure organization. Gene Ontology annotation, molecular function: protein serine/threonine kinase activity. The record is from RefSeq and is a predicted model, not a curated record. Bases 457 to 5433 code for a protein of 1658 amino acids.